Messenger RNA from Ilex paraguariensis (yerba mate), 1810 nucleotides. NCBI's taxonomy places the organism in Eukaryota, Viridiplantae, Streptophyta, Magnoliopsida, Aquifoliales, Aquifoliaceae. The record is from the annotation of a GenBank genome assembly.
CGCACUGUUUCUCUCUCUUUCUGGCUGCCUGAGCACAGCCCAUAAUUCACUAGAUUCACCAUCACUUUCUAUUUCUAAUCAAUCUCCACCAACAUCAGAUCUCCUUCCGAUAAUAUCUCCAUGAUCGCAGUCGAAUUUCUGGUCAGAAUUGUAGAGAAAACCACCUUAACGAGAAAUGCUUGAUCUGUUCAUGGUAACCCACGUUCGCUCCGAAAUCUGUUUGAGCAAAAGGAAAAAAUUCUAAGCUGCAAUUCGACCCAUUUCCAAAUUCCGAAAAUUAGGAUCAGGGUUUGUUUUAUCUAUCUGUUUUCUACUACUUUUUAAGGUGGAUCUUUUCCUAACAUCGUCUUGAAUUUAGGUAGAAUCAUCGUAAAAUGUCUUUCCUCUUCUUCUUUUUUUGAGUAAGUUUGUAUAUACAACGAUAUUUCGUAGCAGGGAGUAGAAAUAUUUAGCUUAAUUAGAAGAAUCAAAAGUGGCAAAAAUGAGUUUGAGUGCGGCGGAGGAUGAUUCGGCCUCAGAAAUCCAUCUUCCGGCAGAUAUAGGUUGGGAGAUGCUGGACAAAUCUAAGUUCUUCCUCCUCGGCGCGGCCCUUUUUUCUGGUGUUUCCGCCACUCUGUAUCCAAUUGUUGUGUUAAAAACAAGGCAGCAAGUUUCGGCCAGUGGAUGUCCCUGCUUGAGAAUGGCAGUUUCUAUAUUGAAGCAUGAAGGUUUGAGAGGGUUUUAUAGAGGUUUUGGAACUUCAUUGAUGGGAACCAUCCCUGCUCGAGCUCUUUACAUGGGAGCACUCGAGAUGACCAAGAGUAAUGUGGGCAGUGCCACUGUUAAAUUGGGGUUUUCUGAGGUUUCUGCUUCAGCUAUUGCUAAUGCUGCUGCAGGGUUGAGUGCUGCCAUGGCUGCACAAUUGAUCUGGACUCCAAUCGAUGUCGUCAGCCAGAGGUUGAUGGUACAAGGAGGCAACAAUUCCAGGGGAACUGCAAAUAAUUUGAUAAGGUAUAACGGUGGAAUUGAUGCGUUUAGGAAGAUUAUAUACAGGGAUGGUGUGAGAGGACUCUACAGGGGAUUUGGGAUUUCGAUAUUGACUUAUGCUCCUUCAAAUGCUGUCUGGUGGGCGUCUUACUCUAUAGCUCAUAGAGCCAUUUGGGGUGGUGUUGGUUGCUAUUGUUGUAAGAAGGAUGAUGAGGGUAGUUUUAGGCCGAAUGGGAAGGCGGUGGUGGCUGUGCAGGGGCUGAGUGCGGCCAUUGCAAGUGGGGUUGCUGCAUUGGUUACAAUGCCGCUCGACACGAUUAAAACAAGAUUACAAGUUUUGGAUGGAGAGGGAAAUGGGCGCAGGCCACCAACGUUUCUUCAGACCGUGAGGAAUUUGGUGAAGGAAGGUGGAUUGGGUGCUUGUUAUAGAGGGUUGGGUCCAAGGUGGGUUUCAAUGUCUAUGUCUGCAACAACCAUGAUCACUACCUAUGAGUUUCUCAAGCGGCUGUCCACUAAGAAUCAAGAGAGUUUCGCUUCAUGAGCAUUCAGCAAAAGAAGAGCCAAAAGGGGAGAGAUUUUCUUAAUAUUGCAUACUAAUGUAGAAAUUGUAAAAAUGUAGCAAUGCGUUUUUUUUCUUAGCUUGUGUGAUGCCUCAUAUCCUGGUCAAUGUUUGUAGAGUGUUGGAAGGAACAUGUAAUUAGAGUUAUGACCGAAUGAGUAUUGAUACGAAAUACUUGGUAUGCUAAUCUGUUGUGACUUUGCCCAGUGGGAGAAUUCUUAUCUGAGUUCAUGGCAUACUUGAUGUUCAAGUAUUUGAAUGCUUCGUCAUCUGAUGUAAAUUGAG